This is a messenger RNA of Ixodes scapularis (black-legged tick), 826 nucleotides long. Its product is annotated as chromatin complexes subunit BAP18. The record is from RefSeq and is a predicted model, not a curated record. Lineage: Eukaryota; Metazoa; Arthropoda; Arachnida; Ixodida; Ixodidae. The coding region runs from base 185 to 670 and encodes 161 amino acids. Gene Ontology annotation, cellular component: NURF complex; MLL1 complex. The transcript has 5 exons.
GUAUCGCUCUAUCGGUACGCAAUAAUACGAGUCGUUUUACAAGUUUACGAUCAAAUCAAUCCAAUCCAAGGCCGUGGCAUCACAAAAUGGCGGUGCCUACAAGAAUACGAUAGUGUGUGCUGUUGACGCUUCCGACCCCGAACUGGACAAUUUUGCGCUUGCUUUGUACCUCGUUUGUUGAAAAAUGAGUCACGGAAGUGCAAGCAAGGUGGGUGAAAUCUUCACAGCGGCAGGAGCCGCAUUCACUAAGCUGGGAGAGCUGGCUGUACAGCUGUACUCCGCAUCGGAGCCGUCUCCUGCCGGGGGCAAGUGGACGGACGACGAAGUCGAGAUGCUUCGGAAUGCGGUGAAACGGUUCGGCGAUGACCUGAAUAAGAUUAGCGAUCACAUAAAGAACCGAACCAUCAGCCAGAUAAAGAACAGCAUGAAGCGCAAGGCGUACGAGGAGGCCGGUCUGCCCAUUAAGAAGCAGCAGCAGCAGGUGUCCGUAGCCCUCAAGGCAGCGCAGGAAGGAGCGCAGACCACCCUCGCGGGUGGGCUGCUUGCGCAGGCGGCUGGCGCCACUAAAUCGGCAGACAUGACGCUCAACAUGCUGAAUGCCACCGAAACGGAAGUGGACGUCGAAGGGCUCGGGGGCACGGGCAAGCUGGACUACGACAGUUCCUCCUGAGCUGACGCACCUCACCACUGCAAGGAAAAUCACAUCGCCAUCAUCAUGUCCAACUUUACGUACAUGCAUGCCGGAUUGUAUGUACAACUGUCAGAUCAUGAUCUUUGCCACCCACGCUUUGUCCCUCGUGUUAAUAAAACAAUGUCUUUAGUAGUG